AUGGCUUCCAUAAGUAAAGGAGCGAAUAACGACAUUCCGGAGAAUUUGAUCCUUGGAACCUCCGAGACUAAUUCUCAGAUGACCAGGUUCGAAAAAGCCUGGCAAAGUCUGAUUUGGUACGAGACGCGCCUGACAGAGAAUGACGACUUUUCAGCCAUCCUUGAGGUUAUUCGCAAUCCAGGUCAAAAGAGUAUCAUGCGGGAUAAGGAAACCGGAGGCAAAUACUACCCAGAAAAAACAGACAUGAAACGGCCUUUGUACCACAAACUCGAGGCUGAGCUCGACCAAGCCUUGUAUUGCGAGUUGAAGAAAGUAUUGGAAGCCGAGCUCCAUCCCCAGCCUGUUGUUGCGAGCAACGUGCAGGUUGCAACCAACAACAUCAAUCCAUUUGCCUUCAAUCAUACUCAAACCCACACAAACUUGAUGGCGCAAGGGCCCGUAUCUGGUUUACCACUUCGACCAACCAGCGGUAUUGUUUCGUCGAAUACACUAUCGCUUAACAACAUAUGGGGAAACAAUACCUCUGGCUCCUUCAAAUGGGGGUUUAUGCAGGCCAACAACAUUCUGCCCUAUAGCAAUGUAUCAGGAAUGGACGGUAAGAAGCCUAUUAAACGGGUUGAAGGAUAG
Messenger RNA from Fusarium redolens, 627 nucleotides. RefSeq lists its product as uncharacterized. The record is from RefSeq and is a predicted model, not a curated record. Bases 1 to 627 code for a protein of 208 amino acids. Lineage: Eukaryota; Fungi; Ascomycota; Sordariomycetes; Hypocreales; Nectriaceae. The transcript is spliced from 4 exons.